AUGGGUUGCCGGGUCUUGACCGUCGGCGACGGCGACCUCUCGUACUCGCGCUGCUUACUCGACCCAGAGAACUGGCGCGACCUGAGCAUUGACGCACCCACGAUAGAUCUCACGGCGUCGACCUUUGACUCGCUCUUGGCGCUCGAGGACAAGUAUGCCAUGGCGCGCAGCAACAUUGAGGCCCUAAGCGCCGGCUCCGCCGCCGUGACGGCGACCGUGCUGCACGACAUCGACGCGACGAACCUCGCGGCCUUCGAGAACGACGAGGCCGACCACUUUGACCGCAUUGUCUUCAACCAUCCGCACUCGGGCGUUGAAGACGUUCACCGGCACCGGCGGCUGCUCUCGCAUUUCUUCCACGCGGCGCUGCGCGUGCUCCGACCCGGCGGCAAGGUUUUUGUGACGUUGGCGCGCGACCAGCCCAAGCGCUGGGAGAUCCUCAAGCGCGCGGACGCCCUCGACCUUGUCUGCUGCAAGCACGAGUUGUGGACCGAGCCGAGAGGCUACCAGCGCAAGCGGCACCAAAGCGACAAGAGCUUUCAUCGCAUCCUCUUGCACGGCGAGAAGCUCGAACAGCAAAGCACGAUCUUUGGCUUUGGCCGGCGCCGCGACGGCACGGCGCCACUUGCCCAUUCGCCUGUGCCGAGCGCGCUGCCACAGAGUAACGGCAUGGCCUGCGACGAUCCGGCAUGUGGCGGCAAGCGCUUUGCGACCGCCCAGGGUCUGAAGACACAUUUGCGCAUGGUGCACGAGCUUGGCAUCAAGAAGCGCAAGCGCGGGAAGGACGCCGACGACGACGUGUGCUGCGCGCACUGCAAUGGUCGGCAGUUCCAGGACGCCGAGGCGCUCCAGCAGCACAUGCUCGCCAAGCACGGAAAGGACAGUCGCAUUCGCCCCGAUUGGUACGGCCACGCGCCGCCGACGACCGAAGAGAAAGAAGAGCCGUCGGCGCAGUGUCCAAUUUGCAUGGAGUUGUUUCCGAGUGCGACCGCGCUAAGUGCGCACCUGUCGACGCUGCAGCCGGUUGCGGCAGCCAAGUGGACGUGUACAUCGUGCGAAAAGACAUUUGAGGAACAGCGCGCGCUGCGACAGCACCAAAACUUUUGCACAAACGACACAUAA
Molecule: messenger RNA, 1122 nt
Organism: Saprolegnia parasitica CBS 223.65
Lineage: Eukaryota; Oomycota; Saprolegniomycetes; Saprolegniales; Saprolegniaceae
Exons: 2
Coding region: 1-1122 (373 amino acids)
Biological process (GO): rRNA base methylation
Cellular component (GO): cytoplasm
Molecular function (GO): rRNA (uridine-N3-)-methyltransferase activity
Source: RefSeq, a predicted model, not a curated record